Messenger RNA from Brassica rapa (field mustard), 1129 nucleotides. Its product is annotated as oil body-associated protein 2B. Lineage: Eukaryota; Viridiplantae; Streptophyta; Magnoliopsida; Brassicales; Brassicaceae. The record is from RefSeq and is a predicted model, not a curated record.
GGGAGUUAGAAACAUUGCCAAGUGUGCAGCACUUUGUCCAGAGCUUAAGAAUCGACCACGUGUGACAGUGUCCGGAAAUGCCAACAUUAACUUGGCUAUUAUCCGCCGCAUCAGUUUUCUCUAAUGAGUGUCACAUUCAUAUCAAAAACGUCAUAUUUACCUCAUGCAACAUCACUCCUCUCUCGCUCUAUUAUAAGACCAUAACACAGAACAAGGCCUUUUGGUCGCUUAACGAUGGCGUCAAGUGAUAAAGUUCCGGUGGCGUGUCCGGCAAGCACCGGAGAAGGUAAGGAGCCUAUGGGAGAUCCGACGAAGACCACAACGGCAAUGUUAGACAAAGGAACGGCUAUGUUGCAGUCUAUGAAACCGAUCAAACAAAUGAGUCUACAUGUGUGUUCAUUCGCUUGCUAUAGUCACGAUCCUGGCCGUCAGAUCGAGGUCCAUAUGUACGGUCACCGUGUAAACCAAGAUUUUCUCCAAUGUGCCGUCUACGAUUCCAAUUCCUCUAAGGCUCAUCUCAUCGGGAUCGAAUAUAUAGUGUCAGAGAAGUUAUUCCAAAGUCUCUCACCGGAUGAACAAAAGCUUUGGCACUCGCAUGACUACGAGAUCCAAAUGGCUCUUCUAGUAACUCCAAGGGUCCCAGAGCUCGUUGCGAAGCCGGAGCUUAAGAAUCUUGCCAAAUCUUACGGAAAAUUUUGGUGUACAUGGCAAAUUGAUCGCGGGUUUCUUGUUUUGUCGUUUAAAGGAGAUAGAUUACCACUAGGUGCACCAUCAUUAAUGGUUUCGCCACAAGACGUUAGUCUAGGGAGGAUAAAACCAGAGCUGGUGAAAAAGAGAGAUGAAGAACAUGGAAUCUCGACGGAAUCGUUGAAGCCGUCACGGGAAGGGAUUUGCGGACCGGAGAAAAAGAAUCUGAUUGCUGAUUAUUGGGUUCGGUUUAGGACAGGCUUUGCGAUUGAUGUCGUUGAGACAGAUAUGAAGAGGACAGCUCCCUUCCCGUGACACACUGUUUUUUUUGUUUUUCCUUCAUGAAUCUUUGAGACAUUUUAUGUUCGUAAGCUUAUCCAAGGUUUUUCGUUCUUACCACAUUAUGAUAAAAUAAUUAAUACAUUUUCGUUCUUAAUUUCCA